Papaver somniferum (opium poppy) is the source of this 714-nucleotide messenger RNA. RefSeq lists its product as uncharacterized. The transcript has a single exon. Lineage: Eukaryota; Viridiplantae; Streptophyta; Magnoliopsida; Ranunculales; Papaveraceae. The record is from RefSeq and is a predicted model, not a curated record. The coding region runs from base 1 to 714 and encodes 237 amino acids.
AUGGCCAAGGAUUUAAUGCUCACCGUCCUAAAAUCUGGCAAAACUGCUAAAGAGCUUUGGAAUCAUCUCAAGAAACUCUUUCAAGACAACAAAGGUAACCGCGCUGCGACUGUUGAACGUAAGUUUGUCAAUCUUAAGUUUAUUGAUUGCACUAGUAUUGAUGAUUACUGCGAUAAGCUCAAAUCCCUGUCCGAUCGAUUACUUGAUCUUGACUUUCCCAUGGAUGAUAAACGCCUUGUGAUUCAACUUGUCAACGGCCUUCCGGAGGAAUACAACACGGUAGCCUCUUUUAUCCAACAAUCAAUGCCGACGUUUGAUGCCGCUCGAUCCCAGCUGCGUACCGAAGAGAUUCGACGCUCCCAACAACAAUCUCAGUAUGCACCUACUGCUCUUGCCGCUGCAGCUCCACCCACAGACCGCAGCAACCAGCGCUCACAGCGUGGUGGUCAUGCCAGACGCGGUGGCCAUCGCUCAUCUUCUCCAGCCACCGAACCGCCCCUGCUGCCAACACCUACGCCCCCCUACCAGCUCUACGGUGCACCUCAUCCUACGUACAACAUCCACUGUCCACCACAAUGGGCAGUGCCACCUUGUCCGUACCCUACAGCACCUCCGGCAACACAUUGGCAGCCACCUUCCAGCCGCGGUUCCUUCCAAGGUCGUGGCCGUACUGGUCAGUCACGCGGUCGAACCUCUGGCGUUGGACGUGCAUAG